Danio rerio (zebrafish) is the source of this 5511-nucleotide messenger RNA. The record is from RefSeq and is a predicted model, not a curated record. Lineage: Eukaryota; Metazoa; Chordata; Actinopteri; Cypriniformes; Danionidae.
UGUGGCAUUAUAGAGCAUAAAUGGAUUGGUGCUAUUAUGUCUCUCUCACUCUAUUUAUCUGUCUAUCUAUAUAGAGGGAGAAAGAAUCAGCUGUUUUUGUCGACCCCUCCUCUCUCCCCUCAUCCCUCGCUAAUGUUACUAUCUUUGACAAGGCUGGCACACGCUUACACUGCACGCCUCACCACAUGCACAUAUGGAGAAAGCAACACACACACACACAAACACACUUACUCACACACACAUACUCACACAGACACACAUGCGCACCAAAGGCUAGCCCGAGGACAGCACGCGCUUGAGAGACAACCUCCUGACACACACACACAUUCACACACACUCAAGUGCAUUCUGUGGACUCAAUAUACCAACACAGAGGCGAGCCGAUCUGCUGGAAACCACAGAGAAUUGAAAGACUGGAGCUCACCUCCCCCUCCUCCUCCCCUCUCUCUCUCUCUCUCUCUCUCUCUUUCUCUCUCUCUCUGUGUCCUCCUCUCUCUCUGAGCAUUACAGCAAGGCAUUGCGCAGGAUUUAACUCCCCUCCUUCAUCUCCCUCUUCUUUAUUUUAAUCGUUUUUUUUUUCCUUUCUCCAAUCCAUCUCUCCUUCUGUGGCAGCCGUUGCUCUUGGCAGCGGAAGGAUAUUUUCAUUUCCAUAUUGGAGCGUUACGAGAGCUGCUAUUCGCUCAUUUCUCCCACAACCGUGUGUGUGUGUGUGUGCGCGCGCGCGUGUGUGUGAGAGAGUGUGUGUGUGAGCUUGGGGGGGGACGCCAAGAAGGACGGCAUCUAAAGACGUCUGGUCACUGGCCUCGUAUCACUGCCUGUGGAGGCUGGCAUCAGGGCCAGCUGAUGCCACAGCAGAUCUGAGGCAGCUGCAGUCGUAGAAGCGCAGACAUGCAGCUCUGCACUGCACCUACAGUGGGUCGAAGGAGGAGAGGAAAUCCGGACAGCCAAGGUUUUCUAGGUGUGCUGAGUGUGUGUGCUACGUUGCUGCAGUUAUGCGCUGGCUGUCCUUCAGAAUGUGUGUGCAACUCACUGGAAGCUAACUGCAGUGGGAGGAGUCUAGUAUCUGUGCCCGCACUCACUUCUCUCCCGGAGGGCACACAUACCCUCCUUCUGGCCAAUAACCGCCUCUCCUCCCUGCCCCUCUCUGCUUUUGCCAACCUGAGCACCCUGGAGACACUCGACCUGUCCAACAACUACCUGGACAACCUUCCUUCCAGACUGUUCCGUGAGCUGAGUAACCUGAGCGAAUUGAGUUUGCGUAAUAACAGCCUGACGGUUUUGGAUCGCGAGUUGUUUCGCGGCCUGACCCAUCUGCGGAAGCUGGAUCUGUCUCUGAACGGGUUGGCCGCUGUGCCACUGGGCCUUCUAGAUGAGCUGCAACAGCUAACCUGGCUCUCCUUGGCUGGGAACAGACUUCACGCCCUGGAGAGAGCCACGUUCGAGCCUCUUGUCAACCUUCAGCACCUGGAGCUGGGCAUGAACCCCUGGGAGUGUGACUGCAACCUGAGAGACUUCAAACACUGGAUGGAGUGGCUAAUAUACAGAGGCGGUUAUGUCGAUGCUGUUGAGUGUACACUUCCGAAGGACUUAAGGGGCCGUGACAUCAGGGGCGUUCCUGUGGAGAUGUUCAACUACUGUCUGCAAUUGGAGGAUGAAAAUGGGGGCGGGACUGGGAGCACAAAAGGUGGAUCGCCACCAUGUUUUCGAGGGACAGCCGCUCCGUCAUCUGACAGUGCUGUAGUACGUACAGAGGCAGAGCUACCAGACUGUGUGAAGCAGCGCUAUCGGCCGGUCAGUGUUCGCAGGGCGAUCGGUACAGUAGUGAUCGCUGGUGUGGUUUGUGGAAUUGUUUGUAUAAUGAUGGUAGCUGCCGCAGCGUAUGGCUGUAUUUAUGCCUCUCUGAUGGCAAAAUACCAGCGAGAGCUAAAGAAGAGGCAGCCUUUGAUGGGUGACGCAGAGGCCGAAACCGACCCAGAGGAAAAACAGAUCUCAUCAGUUGCAUAGGGGAACGGGGGAGAGGGGUCAAAGUUCAGAGGGAUGCUACAAAUAUAAAGAAUCCUUUACUGAUUGAGCUGCACAUUUGAUGAUCACUUGCCCAGCGGAGGAUUCAUCAUCCUUGUGUCCUGUUUCUCUGUCCUUCCUGAGACCCUCUCUGACUCUCAGACUUACUCUUUACUCAAUCUCUAAACUUUGGCUUAUGACCUUUGACCUAUUUGCCCCAGGACAAGAGGGACCACUCAGCACUUUAAACUCCCCCACCCUCCCCCAAUGUUGAGAGGAUCUCAGCAGAGGAGGCGUGGAUGCAACUGUUCACAGUUCUGAACCCUGAUGUUUCUAGAGGAUCAUGUGCUGUCAUUAGCAUUAGCCUCUGUAGCAGCAUAACCAUAAACCAAACAUCCUAUCAUAACCCUAACCCCAAAACCUUUACCUCUAAUCCCAACCUUUCAAUACUAAUCAAAACCACCAAUCUAACUGUCACCCUUAAAUACUAAUACCAAUCCUUACUAUAUAGGCUCAUCUGACCAUUGAGGUAACACUGUGUCUACACCGGGUCCACACCACAUCAAAAACCAAUAACACUCAUUAUAAUCAAUGUUGCUUCUCGAUGCAUCAUACUGAGUCACAGACCGUAAACAGACGUCCUAAUUUCUGGUGUACUGUAUGUGCUUGUUCUACUUCUGACAAAAGGACAAAUUGAUUUGUAAUGUUAAUUUUGUCUAGUUUACAUAGCCUCAUGCAGUUUCUGCAUCUCCUGUCAAUAGACAUGCUCGGUGUAAACACUGUGUAAUCCUAAACCUCCAGCUCUUGUUUUAAACCUUUACCCAUCAACCACCAAUUUUAAUUCCAGUCAUACUAUAUUAAUCCACCACUAAUCUGAACCCCAACUCUAAACCUCCAACACUAAUCCUUCCAAUACCCUAACACUCCAUCACUAAUCUAACGCUCAACCUUAAUUCAACACUAAUUCCUCCAUUAACCCCAAUCCUUAACUGCAAACAACAACCCCUCCAUUACCCUAACAAUCCAUAACUAAUCUAACCCCAACCUUUACACCUUGAACUAGUCCCUCCAUUACCCCAACGCUCCAUCAGUAAUCUGAACCUCCAACCUUUAACCCCAAACACUAUUGCCCUAACACUUCAUCAUAAAUCUAAACCCAACCCUUAACCCCCAACACUAAUAUUUCCCUUACCCUAAAACUACAUCAAUACCAUACCAUAACACUCCAUGAUUAAUCUGAACCCCAGCCCUUUCCAAAACCCACUCCAACCAUUUACCAUAAAGUUUCAUAAUUGAUCUUUACCAUCAAACCCCAAAUUUCCAACACUAAUCCCUACCCUUACCAUAACCCCCAUCACUAAUCUGAACCCUCAACCCUAAACCUCCCAACCCAAAUAUUAAUUCCUUUACUAAACUCUAACCAACUCUCACCUCCAAUCCUAACUGUAACCCUUAACCUUAUCCUAGUGUGCAAUGGACAUCAUUUCCCCGCAUAUCAUAUUUGGAAAUAUUCCCAUCUUAUUUAUCAGCUAUAAUAUAUUCUAUACAAUGUGACGUGACCCCAGAUUUCUGUUCUUAAGUGUGAGGUUUGUCCUCUGUAUUGUGUGAUAAUAAUUUGUGUUGAUAACAUUGUUUUGUUUGUUUACUGUUUGCUGUUUCCCCAUGUUCAUCUCUAGAGGUCAGACGUGUUUUUGUAAGAAUAGAAGAAUCCAGCCCUGGUGUCUAUCGUGAAGUGUCUUGAAGUAUCGUGAAGUGCUAAUGUAGAGCAGGCUGAGGACUCUGUUAGUGGAGGGUGGCGAAUUGUGGCUACUGGAAAUGUUAAUUACACCUUGGUGGUUAAAGAAGCACAGUGGUCCUAAAGAAUAGCUGCCCUCUUAACUAAAAACAGAAAGGCAAUAGCUGAGGAGGAAAUAAAUCUUACCUUUAUUAAGAUAGAUUUUUCUGUGCAAUAUAAAUCAAUGUCUUUGUUGGUCUGUUGUUUAAUUCCGGACUAAGAUGUCAUAGCUGAUUUAGUCUGAUCCUUUCUCUCGGGCUGACGAUGAACGGGAAUCGAUUGCAUUUGUGCGAUCAAUUUUCUGCUUGUGGACCAAUUUGCAUAAUCCGCUUUUCUUUGAGGGCAGAAGUUGUUUAGACUGAAUAAUUCAGAUAAAUUUGACUCAGGCUUUCAGAAGCCAACAGAUAUCAUCAAUAUAAGCUUUUCUGCGGCAUUCAGCCUCAGCGACUGGACAUGAAAGGGAAAGAAAGACUGGCAGAAAUUAGUUACACGCUCUUAAUGUGAACCAACAUAUAUUUUGCCUCAAUAUUACUUACAAUUUAGAACCAGAUUAUAACGUUGCUAAUGUCAAGAAUAACGUCAUCGUUGGGUGUUUUGCACAAUGCUGCCAUCUGUAGGAAGGAUGUGCAGUAGGCACAAGGGUGCGGAGCAAAUAUCACACCACCUCAUCAGGAUUUAGAAGAUGCUCUUCCGCUGUAACUAUAGCAACAAUCUUUCCCACACACUAUUCAUUACCAAUGCAAAUUACUGGUAAGGUUGCUGGCAAAAAGUUGUAAAUCAAAGUACAACUAAUUUGCGUGCCAAUACCGACACCAGCAGUUAAGCGUCUAGGACUUGUCUCUGUGUUCAGUGAUAUUUCCAGCCAUAUGCUGACUAUAUAUAAGUACAGGUAUACAUUUAUUCAAAGGUAUGUUGAAUACAUGUAUAUAUUUUAAUCGGUGUCUUACAAAUUAUUUAUGAACAGUAACUCGCAAAACCUGAGAAUACCUUUUCCCUGCAAAUUUCUUUCGCAGAGGAACUCCGAAAAUUCUCUGUGAGAGAAAACUCAUGAAUUAUUAAUGAGAGGAGUUUUGUCUAAUGGUUGCGGUCUUUCCUGCCGUUACUGUUUAAGUUAGCUCUUAUUUUAUACAGCAUGUGUCAUAGGCCUGUUCUCUGCACGGGGCGACAAUACACAUACCCUGUAUCCUCUUCUAUGAAAAAAAAGCACUUUUGCCACUGGUGGACUAAUACUUUCCUGUCAAAUUGCACUUAUUGCGAAUAAUCUCAAAAGUGAGCACAUGCUUGUUUAUUGAUGUCAGCAAUGCGCUUUUUCUGAAUCUAAGCCGACAGAGUAGUUGUGAUGUAAUGUCAGUGAAUAUGAAGGGCCAUUUAUAAACGAGCAGCGACUCAGCUUAGGUGUGUUUACUCUCUGUCCUGGCCUUACAUAUAACAGCAGGGACACCACACAGUUCACUACACCUCCCUGCAAAACGAAAGCUUUGUAAAUCCCAUUGGAUGGAUGAAAGGAAAGAAUUUGUCCAAUUGACUGAGCUGAAAGCAUCUUCAAAAUCUCUCUGAAGUUCAGAUUUAAUAUCUUAUAGCGUAUUGAUGUGACCCUUUCUUCACUUGACCUUUUUUCUAAGACUGAUAUGAGAUCCUUCUUUAUAUUUUCGCUUGAUAAAAAUCAGUUUGAAAUAUGAUUUGUGAGCUGUGAUAUAAUUCUGUGUUAAAAUGAAUAAAGAAUGUAUUUCCGUAAA